AUCUGUACAUUCCAGACUCACUGAGAACAGCUAAAAAGACAGGCUUUCGAGGUUUUUUGAACACUGAAUAAUUUUGGUGCCGACUUUAUACCUUUAAAAAGUUUUAAUUUGCCGAAACUGAUACUAUUUUAAACAGGGCAGCGAAGAUAAAACUGAGAGAGUGAAGAAGUAGAGAGUCAGUCUGUCAGUCGGUAAGAGCACAGAACCAGUACAGAAAAAUGCAGGCGUUCAGACACUGCGGGCUGUGUGUGUCCAGGGGCCUUUUUCACAGCCGGACCGACUUCCUUCACAGCGAAGCAAACAUGGCUGCGAUCCGCCGAGCUGCUGCAUGCUUGAACCUAUUCAGGGGAGCGAGCAACUCGCUCUGCAGCAACAGGAAAUCAGUCCGCCAGCUGCUGCGCGCUCCCGCAGUCACACGGACAGAAGCAGCGACGUUCAGCGUUGGGAGCGGAUUGUGCGCAGUUCCCUUCGCACAGCAGGUGGAAAACCUCUCACAUGAAUCUCUCAUUCGGCGGGCAUCCUGCCUGGUCACAGACAGCGCCAACACCUACCUUUCCCAGACCACUCUGGCCCUUGUGGAUGCCCUUACAUGCUAUUCAAAGGCUUUGCACACCCUCAUUGCUCUUCAGAAGCGCUAUUUGGAUUCAAUAGGAAAACUUACACCUGCAGAGGAAGACAGCAUCUGGCAAGUCAUCAUUGGCCAGCGAGUAGAGGUUAGUGACAGGCUGGAUGAGUGCAAGCGCUUUGAGUCAAACUGGAUGAAUGCCAUCAAGAUCUGUGAGUUGUCAGCCGAGGCAGCUUACAAUUCAGGAGCGGAACAUGCAUCCGUUGCCUUAAAGACCAGCCUGCAGGUGGCGCAGUCUAAGGUGGAGGAGAUGAGGAAAAUCCGUCUGGCAGCAGAGAAGAGUCUGGCCGAGACUAAAGCUGAUGAGAUCCAGAGAAUGGCUGAGUACGCUUCCAGCAUCAACUUGCAUGACUUGGAGGAUAUACCUGAGGCCUACCUCCGCGAAGACUGAAAGGACUUCUUAGGAAGAACUGUAUUUAAGUUCGCUCAUAUAGAGCAUCGUAGUGCCCUUCAGCUGCCUGAACGCACACUGCUGGAGGAGCAUGGCUGUGGAAACCAGCGAGUUUGAAUUGUUUGAUCCAUGCUGAGGUCCUGGUUCAAAUGUAUCACGAGCUAGAAUGUAGAAUGCAUUUAUGGUUCAUUUCAAGCUGGUUCUAAGAAGGAAUCGUACAGAUUUUUGCUGUAAGGCUUAGAUUAGAUUUUGUCAUUGAAGAAAUAAUAUCUUUUGCUCAGUUAGCAUUCUAAUUAAGCCAAAAUGCUUAGUGGUGAAAAAGGCAUGACACAAUGUCUAGUCAUCUUGUUAAGUUAUGUGUCUAUUUUGUAAAGGAAAAGAAAAACACCUUGGAAAGACACUGAAAUGGAAAUGUAGGUUGGUUGGACAAGCUGAGAAUCACGUGAGAAUCGCUCAUGUUUGUGUAUUUGAACUAAUUUGAACUAAGAUGCAUUGUCAUUUGUUCAGUUGUGCACAGUUGUUUGUGAAAUAAUUAAAGAAUGGAAAUGUAUUGCUGCAACUUUGUAUGAACAAAUAAACCUUAUUUUUCUACUUA
Colossoma macropomum (tambaqui) is the source of this 1611-nucleotide messenger RNA. It is a transcript of the gene diabloa, whose product is annotated as diablo, IAP-binding mitochondrial protein a. Lineage: Eukaryota; Metazoa; Chordata; Actinopteri; Characiformes; Serrasalmidae. Bases 219 to 1016 code for a protein of 265 amino acids. Gene Ontology annotation, biological process: neuron apoptotic process; intrinsic apoptotic signaling pathway in response to oxidative stress. Gene Ontology annotation, cellular component: mitochondrion. The record is from RefSeq and is a predicted model, not a curated record. The transcript is spliced from 6 exons.